GCGGUGGUCACGUGUCACAUCAAAAUAAAGCAUUGACUCCUCCCGCGCGGGCUGUAAGAUAAGUACACAAGCUAACCCCGCAGACUCAGGAAGUGAGGCUAGAAGGUAAACAGAAACAGAAACGGCUGAAGCUGUGGUGGUCCAGACCUCCACCGCUGGACCUUCUGAGUUUUUCUACAGAGCCCAGACCAGUCGUUCUCCGGUGCCUUUCAUCAUGUCUUCGUUAGCAACCCGGAGACAAACUGCCACCAGUCCGGUGUUUUGUGCUGUCGCGUUGCUGUUUGUUAGCUUAGCCUCACAGGGGCAGUGCCAAACGACCAGCCCGCCACUCACAACGCCCUGUUCCACCUAUAAAAGCUGCGACAGCUGCACCCCACACGCCAAGUGUCUGUGGUGCUUCUCCUCCAACAACUGCACCGAGUACCCGGUGAGCUGGCUGCUGCCCCCGGCCUCGCUGUGCCCCUUGUCCCAGGCCCGCUGGGGGGUGUGCUGGCUGAACUUUGAAGCCCUGAUCAUUGUCCUGGCUGUCCUGGGGGGAACCGUCCUCCUCACCAUCAUGAUCUGCUGCUGCUGCUGCUGCUGCAAGAGCCCCUCGUCACGGCCUGACAGAGACGAGGAGAGAUUCAACAGGAAGAGAGAGGAGAUCCUACAGCGCGCGGAGCAACGGAAGGUGGAUAGAAAGGCACGGCACGAUGAAAUACGCAAGAAGUACGGUCUGAUGGGGGACGCCGACCACCCGUACAGCAAGUUUGAGAACGAGUGAAGCAGCGGGACCAUCUGGAGUUGCUGCUGUUCCCUUUUAACUGCCUUCACCAGUCCAGAUGAAGCAUCCUCGGUGAUGCACACCUGACCCAAUGAGCCCACCGGCUGAGCUGGACAUGUCUGACCUCCUGUUUGCUGUGGAGAUCUCAGUAUUCAAUGGUGGAUGGGUUUUUAACCUUUCUGUUGAUUUCUGACCCGUUUCUACUUUUCUCUUUUAGAUUCUGUCACGUUUGCACCUGUUCAUGAACACCUUUAGGAAUUAGUCAUAAAACAUGUUUCUCCACCAA
Nothobranchius furzeri (turquoise killifish) is the source of this 1049-nucleotide messenger RNA. RefSeq names its product pituitary tumor-transforming gene 1 protein-interacting protein. The record is from RefSeq and is a predicted model, not a curated record. Lineage: Eukaryota; Metazoa; Chordata; Actinopteri; Cyprinodontiformes; Nothobranchiidae. Gene Ontology annotation, biological process: protein import into nucleus. Gene Ontology annotation, cellular component: cytoplasm; nucleus.